AGUAACUAGGGAACUACUUUAAGAGAGGUAGUUAAGAAAGACUUCUUUGAGGAAGUAAUUGAUAAACCAAAGCAUGCAAACAAGACAGGAAGGAGCCAGAUGUAUGGUCAGUUGGGGGAAGAAAGAGCCUUCCAGGCAGAAGGGCUAGAACAGCAGCAUUCGGGUGGGCAAGAGCUUGUAGGACUGAGUUUGGUGCGUGCUUGGGACUUAUGGAGGUUGGACAGAGAUAAGUGAGAGAGGUCUGCGGGACAGGAUCGGGUCAUGCCUUAAAGACAAGAAAAGCUCUCUGGACCUGAGCCAGCCUCGUGGUGAGUUCAAGGCCCUAAGCCCGUAGUACAACGGAGUUCACACCACUCUGAGCCUGGAAAGAUGGUGUCACAGUCUAUGGGCCGGCAGGAUUCUCCCGUGCACCCUUGGGAAGGGGUCAGCGACAUUGAUGGUUCGCCCAGUCUCCUGGACACUGACCAGCCUCCUCACAAAUCAGACGUCAUGUUCAUGAGGCAUCGAGCUGCCUGGAUUAACCCCCAGUGUGCGCAGCAAGAGCUACAGGAUUUGCCGCCUCAGGUGCCGACAGGGGAGAACAGUGGGAGCCACUUUGGAAGGGACACCAUCCCUCCCCUGGGUCCUUCACCAUCAUCCCCUGGGGAGUCCAUGGUGGAGACAUCACUGUCCAAGGACAGUACAGACCCUGCCUGGGGCUCCGGUGACAAGAGCAGCGACUUCUCUUCUACCUCAAAGGAGGAGCAGGCAAGGCUCCCAGGACACUCUCUUCAGGUGUCUGUGUUCACAGGCUCCAGGAUUUCAGCUGCUUCCUCAUGUUCAGAGGCUGACAGUGCUUUUUGGAAGCCUUCCUUGCCGACAGCUUCUGCUGAUGAAGGUGCUGUUCCGGUUGGUCGAAGAGCCGCUUCUUUGAAUUCCUUCUCCCCAGAAGCGUUCUUGCUUCCUGUCAAUGUAGAAAAGGAAAAUGCCCACUUUUAUGUAGCGGACAUGAUGAUCGCCGUAAUGGAGGAAAUAAAGUAUACCGUCCUCAGUCAACAGCACACACAGAACUGCAGUGCAGAAGGAGCCAGUGCGCCACUCGUGAAUGAUCAGGCGGACCCUGAAGCGGCCUCUUAUACGAGCGUUAAGCAAGAAUCUGGAUCUUCCAGUUCCUCUGACAGUGGCUAUGAAGGCUGUGCUGUGUUACAGGGCAGCCCAGUGGCUGGGACCCCCACUUACUGUGAUGUGCUCAAAGAAGCCUGUAAAUGUGACUUUGAUGACUUUGUUGUCGUAGAACUUGGUGAAUGUAACAAUCUCACAGAAACCUGUGGAUGCUCCUGCAGCUCCUCUAAGAGUAUUAUUUAUGAACCAGACUUCAAUUCUGCUGAGCGAAUAGCCAAAGAGUUGUACCAAGUAUUCCGGAAGUGCUGGAUGUUGUCAGAAGUUAAUCAUCAGCUGGCGGGUUCUCCAAAUGCAGCUGGCUCAAUAGUUGUGAAUGAAGAGCAGAUCCGAAAAGACUUGGAAUCCAGUGUGGAUGUAGUUCAGGAGAUUAACUUUAAGUCGAGGAUCAGAGGAGCUGAAGACUGGGAGCCCCCUAGAUUUCAAAUCAUAUUCAAUAUUCACCCACCAGUCAAGAGGGAGCUCGUGGUAGCAGCCCAGAAUUUUUUAUGCGCUGGCUGUGGAACGCCAAUAGAAACUAAGUUCGUGAAGCGGCUGCGGUACUGUGAAUACCUGGGGAAAUACUUCUGUGACUGCUGUCACUCCUACGCGGAGACCUGCAUCCCUGCCCGGAUCCUCGCCACGUGGGACUUCAGGAAGUACUACGUCAGCAAUUUCUCCAAAAGGCUGCUGGAAGGCAUAUGGCACCAGCCCGUUUUCAAUUUGCUGAGCGUUGGCCGCAGCCUGUAUGCCAAGGCCAAGGAGCUGGACAGAGUGAGGGAAACCCGGGAGCAACUUUUUCAUAUCAAGAAGCUGUUGAAGACCUGCAGGUUUGCUGAAAGUGCAUUAAAGGAGUUUGAGCAGGUGCCGAGGCACUUGACUAAUGAGCUCCACCUGUUCUCCCUGGACGAUCUGGUCAGGGUCAAGAAAAAGCUGCUGGUGCCAUUGCUCAAGGACAUUCUAAAAUCUUCCCUCGCACAUGUGGACGGCUGUGAGCUGUGCCAAGGGAAGGGCUUCAUUUGUGAAUUUUGCCAGAGUGCAGCUGUCAUCUUCCCAUUUCAGACCGAAACAUGUCGAAGAUGUUCAGGGUGCAGAGCCUGCUUUCACAAGCAGUGUUUUCUGUCAUCCGGGUGCCCCCGCUGUGCGAGGAUCACAGCUAGGAGAAGACUUUUGGAAAGUUUACCCUCUGUGGCAUCAUGAUUCCCCGAGUACUGUGGAAAAGACUCUUCAACACGCCUGAUAACACCCAUUUGCAUCUGUUAUUGAUAAUGUCGUUUUAGAUUUUGAGUAUUGUAUAUUAAGAAAAGAAUGGCCAAUAUUCUUUUUAUUACCUAUAUUUAAUGUUUUCAAAAGAAUGCAGUUGUUUGUUAUUAAGCAUAGAUUUGUUACUGGUGGUUUUGUUUACACACGUUCAGUGUUUUUGCUGCUACUGUUUUUUUUUUAAAGAGUUUUUUGGAUACUUCUUAAAUUGUAAUUGACUGGUUGUAUAUAGUUGAUAUCGGAACCUAUUUUUUUUAUGAAUUAUAACUGACAAGACAAAUUACUCCAUUCCUCUUCUUGUAAAGCUUGUUUUGUGAAAUGGAUUGGUACUUUGAAUGAACAAAAGUACAACCAACGAUC
This is a messenger RNA of Hyaena hyaena (striped hyena), 2757 nucleotides long. It is a transcript of the gene RUBCNL, whose product is annotated as rubicon like autophagy enhancer. NCBI's taxonomy places the organism in Eukaryota, Metazoa, Chordata, Mammalia, Carnivora, Hyaenidae. Gene Ontology annotation, cellular component: intracellular membrane-bounded organelle; autophagosome membrane. Gene Ontology annotation, biological process: autophagosome-endosome fusion; autophagosome maturation; autophagosome-lysosome fusion. Gene Ontology annotation, molecular function: phosphatidylinositol phosphate binding. The coding region runs from base 370 to 2337 and encodes 655 amino acids. The record is from RefSeq and is a predicted model, not a curated record. The transcript has 14 exons.